UUCAAAGAAUCAUUUUGAAUGAAUGAUUGAUCGAUCGAUCGAUCAACAUCAUCUGUUUUUCAUUGGAUUUUUCUCUUCUCUUUGUUGUUGUUGUUGUUGUGGAUCAUCAAAAAAAUCAUAUUACAUUUUUGGUUGGGUGUCAUGUUCUUGUCAUUGUAAAAAAAAAUCACAAUAAAUUCUGUAACCCGAAAAAAAAACCCGAGAAGAAACGAUAAAACCCCGAGAAUGGAACGACAAUUUAAUGAAAAUCCAAAUGAUGUUACAAUAAUGACUGAAUCUUUACCUCAGGCUAUUCAUAGGCCAUCAGGCCAUGAUAAUAAUAAUAAUGGUGUGACGGGCGAUUGUAUCGAUAAUAAUAAAAAAUUAAAUCAAAGACAACCGAAUCAACAAUCAUAUUUAAUAAUGUCAAAUACAAUGCGUUCAUAUAUAGAAUCAUUACCAAAAAAAUUAACCAUAACAGAAGAAUUAAUGGAAUAUCGUUAUUGGAAAUCAUUACGUACAGAAUUUAUAUCAACAUUUUUAUUUGUGAUUUUUACCUGUGGUAUAUUGACUAUUACAACAACAACAACAAAUCAAACAACAACAACAACAACAACAAUGUCAAAUGAACAACAACAACAACAAAAACUACAACAAACCGAUAGUAUUGAAUUAUUGAAAAAUUCAUUGGCAAUUGGUUUCACCGUUGCAACAUUGAUACAAUGUACUGGACAUGUUUGUGGUUGUCAUUUAACAAUUGCUAUUACAAUUGGUCUUUAUGUUACUGAACGAGUAACAAUAUUACGUUUAAUAUCAUAUUUAUUUGUACAAAUUUUUGCAUCAAUAUUUGGUAUGAUGGUUGUUUAUAAUUUAUUCGGUACAGUUAUACCGAUAAUGCCUUCCACAACAACUACGUUAACAACGGUACAGAUAUUUGGUUUUGAAUUUUUAUCAACAUUUUUGAUUGUCCUAACCUAUCUGGCUAAUUGUGAUCCAAAUCGUCGUUUACAAUUAACUAAUAAUAAUACUGUUAAUAAUGAUAAUUAUAAUUGUAUAAUUGAUUCAUCAAAAUCAUUAACAAUUGGAUUUGCCUAUACAGUUGGACAUUUAUUUGCGUUUGUUGCAACUGGUGCAUCAAUGAAUCCAGCUAAAGCAUUGGCCAUAUCGAUUAUAACUGAAAAUUAUUGUUUACAUUGGAUUUAUUGGAUAUCACCAUUACUUGCUGGUCUAUUUGGUGGAUUAAUUUAUGAUUAUAUUGGAUCGAUCAAAACAACAACGACGACGAAAACAACAACAACUAAAACAAUGACAACACCAUUAAAUUGUCCAUCACCUUCACCAUCAUCAUCAUCGUCGACAUCAUCAUCCAUACAUCAAAUUAUACCAUCACCAAUUCUUUUAUCAUCAUCCGCAUCAUCAUCAUCAUCAAAUUGUUCUGGAACUGAUCAAACAACAACAACAAAACCAGUAGCUACAUCAUCAACAACGAUGAUGAUGAUGAUGGCUGGUUCUGCAGUUUCUUUGUCCAAAAUUUGGGUUAAUAGAAUCAAUGAAUGA
This is a messenger RNA of Dermatophagoides pteronyssinus (European house dust mite), 1536 nucleotides long. RefSeq lists its product as uncharacterized. Gene Ontology annotation, cellular component: plasma membrane. Gene Ontology annotation, molecular function: water channel activity. Lineage: Eukaryota; Metazoa; Arthropoda; Arachnida; Sarcoptiformes; Pyroglyphidae. The record is from RefSeq and is a predicted model, not a curated record. Gene Ontology annotation, biological process: water transport; transmembrane transport.